This is a messenger RNA of Schistosoma margrebowiei, 5429 nucleotides long. NCBI's taxonomy places the organism in Eukaryota, Metazoa, Platyhelminthes, Trematoda, Strigeidida, Schistosomatidae. The record is from the annotation of a GenBank genome assembly.
ACUGUCUAACUACAAAGUAAACUGAACAUUGAUGUGGCGAGUUGAUUACUCUUCAAAAUACAGUAAAAAAUUGUUACGCAAAUGAGUUUUUGGGAUAAAAGUGAAAUUUCAGUGGUAAAAUAUGUUCGUUUGAAUACCUGAGAUCAUGAUAAGUUGAUUAGAACCAAUGAAAAAUUAAUGAAUUUGUUUUAUUCCGUAAAUAUUUUUCUGAUUGUAUUGUUUAAAAUUACUGAUCAAAGGAUUAGAAUAUAUAAAAAAUGUUGCUUUAUGAUUCUCAAAAAAUACAUUAAUAUAGAACACUAGAUACCGAAUGAAUUUAUAUUAACCGGGAAAUAUGCAUACAACACAAAAACGGUAUUGUACUCAGAAUCAGCCGACAGCAGUUACAAUUGAUUCUUCUGUUAAUGAAAUGGAAAAUGAAGAUUGGAAUAGAUUUCUUGAAAAUGACUUUACUAAAUUUAUGGGGAUUACUUCACGGCAAAAUUAUUCAUUUAACGAUCAGUCUAUUAUAUAUAAUCCAAAUGAUACCAUUACUACUUCUAAUAUUAUUAAUAAUAACAACAUUCCUAUCACAUAUAAAAUGAAUGAUAAUAAUAAAAGUGGCAGUGUAAAUAAAAACAUUUUGGGACACGGCAAGGAGUUGCAAGAAAAUUGUUCUAAUGACAAUAAUCUUAAAAUUACUCCUAAUUGUGAUUGCUCAGAUAAUGAUCUAUCAUGGACAAAGGAUGUUUUCAGUUCAAAGCAUUAUACCACUAGCUCUCUUGCUUUGACAAGUGGAUUUAUCAAUGACACAAAAAUGCAAAAUAAUCAUCCAAUCAGUAAUGAAUUCAUUUCUGGAGAAGAAUACCAACAAUCUAACUAUCUGUAUGAUCAACACUUUAAUUCUACACCUGUACAAUUCUGUUCACAAACUGAUUAUUCUAUAAUGAAAACUGUGAAUUAUCCUUAUAUUAUUGAUAACGAACAUCCACAUUAUCUUAGUGAGUACAUUCAAUCAAGUGACACAGAGUAUUCAAAUUAUCAUAAUAAUCUUCAUAUGGAUUUAAGAUCAAAUGUCUCUGAUUUUACCGAUACUAGUAUUGCUAGUGAUCCAGAUUAUCAGAACCAAAGCGAAUCAAAAGCAAAGUCAUCAAUCAUGUUUUUAAAUGAUCACUUGUGUGCGCCACAAGCACCAACUAUAGAAAAUUUAAAGUCAUGUAAUCCUUUAAGCCAGGAAAAUUCCUUUGAGAAUGGAUGGCUUGAUGGUCAAAACAAAACACAUUAUUGUGCUAACUGGUCAGUUGAUUGGACAAAUAAUACUGAGUCAAAUAGUCGACUAAACUAUCAUUCAUAUAAUUCAAAGAAUAUUCCUAUAAACUUUGACAGUUUCCGAUGUUUAGGCGCCACUUCUUAUUUCGAUGCCAGAAGUUCAAAUUGUAAAAAUGACUGUCUAGUUACAAAGAAUAGUGAAUCGGUUGACCAUCCACAUAAAGGAGCGCCAAACAUAUCUAGUAAUCACCAGUUUGAUUCAGGACCCAAACUGUGUAACGAAUUUGAUAGUUCCUCAUCUCCACAAUCAGAGUCAACAAAGCUAUGCAAUGUUACUUCUAAUACCGGUUCAGAGGUACCCAUUCCUAACGCUUUCAACUUGUCGAGUGGUGCAUACUUUUGGCUAUAUAACUCCCAGUGCAAAGGUCCAAAGGCCUCUCCAUUAAUAAGCUUGACAAACACAAUGAUUUUGAAUAAUUCAGCUGAAGAUGAUCAAUCAAGUCUGACAGAAAAUUGUCCUUCAAGUGUCUAUCAAGACGAUUUUGUAUCUUCUAGUGCUUCUUCUCGUGUUAUUAAUCCAAUAAUACAUUAUCCUAUAUCCCCAUUAUCCUUGCCAGGAUAUCCAUUUGUCGUUUUUGAAGAUCCUGUGCAAAGAAGAUAUGAUUUAGUUCAUUGCUCGAAAUUGCGUCGAGGUGACGGUAAUGAUGUGACUCCAAAUUUAAUGCGUUUGCGUUCUAUGGGAGAAGAACUUGCUCAUUUGAAUAAAAAUAUUACAGCUCAAGGUGAGUUGAUUGCUACAGGUGCAAGUUCAGUGCUUGAUCAGCCAGAUAUUAAUUUGGAUUUUAAGGUGAUUCAGGAUCUUUCUGGGAGUAUCUUCAAUUCCAAAAUAGUUGAACAGGCAAAACGCGAAAAAAACAAGUUGGCUAGCAAAAUUUGUCGCCUUAAAAAGAAAGCGUUUCACGAAGCCAAUAAAAUUAAAUAUCUUGGAUUGGAGAUUGAGUACAGUAAGUUGAAUAUUAACCUAAUUAAUAUUCUUUAUUUUAUAUUUCUUUCUUCCACUAAAUAAAAUUAAAUUCGGUUACAAUAAAAAUGUUGCUUUUUUAUCAUCUAAUAGAUAUUGAUAAUUUUAACUGUUUGGAAAUUGAAUUGACAGUUAUCGUCAGUAGGUAAAAAGAAACUCAGAGAACAAAACUCCAUCAAAAUCAUUCACCUGAGCUACAAAUCUUCUCCACCAUCUUAAAAAUUUUUUACUGUAGACAAUAAUUUUUGAAGUUUAAUAAUGCAUUUGUACUAAAUCAUAACUUUUAAAUUUCAUUUCAUUUUACCUUACUGUUGAUAAACGGGUUUGAAAUCACUCUACGAGAUGAUUUUUCAACAAAAUAAAUGCAAUCUUUUUAUCAAGUUAACAACAGCUCUUGGAUUUUUAGAAUAUUAAAUUAAACAUUAUGUUGACACAAAAUAAAACAUAAAAAAACGAAAUUUAGACAACUAAAUAUUGGUAGAUGCAUUUUGUCAAAGAUUAAGAGCAAUUGAGUCAUUGUUUUAGAUCAAGGAACAUGGAGCAAAUGUUUAAUCUGAAUAUAGAGUUUCUCAUCUAUGCUUUCUUAUUACAUAAAAAAUUUUGAGAUACAACCUAUAAGACACUUUAUAAGACAGAACCAUGAAGGUUUAAAUACCUUUCUAUGUUGCAUAUCGUUGUUUAUGAACCAUGACAGUGAAUGAGAAUUUUUUUCCAAAAGACCAGUUAGUAUAAGUGAAAAUAUACGUACAUUCGGAUCUCCUAACCUAUAUGAUCAGUCUCUCAAAUAAUCAUGACAGAAGAUGUUCAGAAAUCCAAUGUUAAACGUUGUUGAUAUAAUGUAUACUUUAGCUAUUGACACGACAGAAGUCGGACUGGCACUUAACCUUAAAUCUACCAGUCGAGCCUUACCUUGAGAAUUGUUUAUAAAUAUUCCCAUUUAGUACUUAAGUAUAUACUACUUAGGCGGUGAACAUGUUACAUAUAGUUGAGGGAUAAAAUGGUAUACUUAAUUAGUUAGUUUUUAAUUUACAACUGUUAUAUAAAAGAGAAUUUAAACAAUCAUAAUGUUUGGGCAUUUGUUGGUGAGAAAUUUGUUUUUGGAUUCAUUUGAUAACCUCAUUUUAUGAUGAAAUACAUAUGGGUUAUUUCAAAACAUAACACAGCUGGUUGAUGUUCUUGAGUCUAAGUUAUUUAAGCUACUUGAGGACUUACAGGCGAAGUGAUAGGAAAUAAAUAUCUGAUUAAGCCGUUGAAAAGUACAUUUGAAAUUAACUUCUAUCAUAACUUGGAAAACUCUCAUGGUUUACCUAAACCCAUUCUCGAUGCAUCUUAUAUGCUGAGUAGUUUUUAAAUUUCAAUUGCAAGAUUUUAUUUUUAUUACACUUCAGUAAAUAGCAAAUUAACAUCGUCACAUCCAUUGAGAAACAUUAUAAUGAUUAAGUAUACAUAGGAACUAAUGGCGAUUUCGGAUUACUGAUAUUUUGAGCUAUCUAAAAUAUAAACACAGUAUUUAAAAAGAGAGAAUAUUUUCUUUAUAUUUUGAAGUGUAUAUUAUAAUCCGAUCGACUGCUUAACUCAUUUACAAAAGUAUUUCUUCAUUCACUUGAAAAAAAAUAAUUUCAUUGUUAAUUUGCACAUGAUUUUCUGUUAUUUUAUUUUGAUACCAUCACCACUAAUAUACUUUUACGUAGACCAAAAUGUUUACUGAUCUGUACUGAUUAUGAACAAGUUCGUACCUUUUUCCAUGAAAAAGUUGUUUUGCCCUAAGAUUAGAUAUAUCUACUGUAAAUGUAACGAAGAUGAAUUAUAUAGUAAAGUUUGAACAAAAUUGUAAACAUGAAACUUUGAAGCAGUCAAAAUGGCUAUAAUGAGUAAGACUAUUAAAGACUUUCAUGUUACAACUUUUUCUCUUAUUUGGAAUUAAUUGUUGAUAGAAUUUUUGACUCAUAGUUUAGCGUCAAAUUAAUUCAUUAUUCAAAGUAUAUGUACUGAGACGAUAAAUAAUGUUCUAUUCAACAGUUUACUAGUAUUUUCUGUGACUAAUUCAAACACCUUUCAAAAUAACAACAAUAAAAUAAACGUUUUUGGAAACGGGAAAAGAUUGUGCUGUUUUCUAAUAUGAAUCAAAUAUAGCACCAACGUACUGAGUUAUUUGCUUGCACAAUAGUGGAUAUUACCGAAUUUUCAUAGUUUUUAAAUCCCGAUAUGAUUUGCCUAGAGUAGUGUUUGAAAUUUCAAAGUACCAGACAGCUGUUUCGUCCUAAUAUGAGGCUCCUCAUCAGUACUCGAAAAGACUCCACUACAAGGAAUCGAACCCAUAACCUUCGGCCUCGUCACUGAGCGCUAACCGAACCGAUUAUUGAACCGGUAUUUAGUGGUAAUAAUAUCCAACUUCAAUUAAUUUGCGAUAUUAUGUAAUCCUCAUACAUUACUUUAAGUUGAGUUCCAAACAUAACGGCUUCUUAUUAGAACUGUAGGAGGUGCAUCUUUAACUUACUUACUUGUGAGGUAAUGAUUACUAUUACUACAAGAUUUCGCGCUGAUCAUACAAUUUUCAAAACUUAUAAAUUACUAAAUAAUGAUAGCUAAACCACCAUCUACGUUUAUUUAAAAAAGCGUUUUGAGAAAAUCGCAACAAUUGAAGCAGUAAAGGCAAUAGCAACACAAUGUUCUUCAUACUUUAUGAUAAUUGAUACAUAUUUUAAUCUUUUUUUAAACUGGGUGCACUAUAUAAUAAGGUUAAUCAAAAAAUGUUUAUCUAGUUAAUGAGUUAACCUUUAUGUCACCAGCAAACCACACAAGUUUACACAAGAAUGAAUAUAAAACAAAUAUAUGUGGACAACGUGAUAUCAAUAAGGUAACUAAAAUAAUUUUGCACUAUAUGCUAAUGCUUAAAAUACUCCUUGAAAAUAAUAUAAUGAUUAAAUGAAUGAAUAAACGGUCGAUUAAUCAAAAUAACCACUUGUUCAUUUCAAUUUUAUAUUGAAGUUAAACAUAAACAACAAAUCAAAACAAUAAUUGGAACAACACUGAUAGUGCUAAAAUGGAAACACUUGUAUUUUUGAAUCAGAUAUUUAUAAGACAACAUGAGCCAACCAAAUAUUUGUAAUACAUAUACAUUUGUUACUAAUAUUGGACAAUCGAGGUUUUUUCUCUUGAA